AUGUACGGCCUGUAUCUGGAAGCGGUGAACGACUACAUCAAUGAGUCGUACGGAGAAGACGUGUGGAGGCUGAUCGAGAACCGAGCCGAGAUCCCCCACCUCAAGUUUGUACGGCACCAGAUGUACAAUGAUAACCUGAUCCUGCGAUUGGCGAAGGCAGCAGGGGAGGUGCUGGGGAAGACGCACGAUGAGCUGAUGUACGCUUUCGGAGUCUACAUGGUCAAGAGGAUCGGCAACUACGGAUAUGAACGCAUCCUCAAGGUGUUGGGGAGAAAUGUGCGAGACUUCAUCAAUGAGCUGGAUAAUCUGCACGAGUAUUUCCGCUUCUCCUUCCCCAAAGUGCAGCCGCCCAGCUUCUGUGUGGAGGAGGAGUGCGAGACCAGCCUCACCCUGCAUUACAGGAGCACCAGAAAAGGCUUCACACAGUUCGUCAAAGGUCAGCUGUCUCAAGUGGGCCGACAGUUCUACAACACAGACAUAGAAGUAGAGAUCCUGUCCAAAGAGGAGACAGAGAAGAUGACCUAUGUGGUUUAUAAGAUGAACUUCGACAACGCCGCCUUCAAACACCGGAUGCCUCAGCAGAAGACGGCUCCGAGCUACGAGAAGCUGCCCAUGAAGAGAGGCAUCUUCUUUGACAUGUUCCCCUUCAGCGUGAUCUUCAGGAGGGACAUGACCAUGUACCGCAUCGGGGACGGCCUCAAGGAGGUCUUCUCCGACCUCCAGGGCAAGAAGGUCAACGAGGAGUUCACCCUGGUCCGACCUAUGCUCGAGUUCAGCUGGGACAAUAUCUACACUCAUCUAAACAAUGUAUUUGAGCUGCUGUCCAAAGCCGUGGUGGAAAGCAAACAGAAGGUAAACAUCCCCAAACUGAGUAAAGAGGAGCCAGAGGAGAAGGAAGAGAACGAGAAAGCCAAGAGGGAGGAGGAGAGAGAGUCUAAGGCGGUGGAGGAGAUGAAGGGCACAGAUCAGGAGUACAGCAGCGCCCUGACCCAGUACAACAGCUCGGCUAACUCUGGAGGAGAGGACAUCGAGCUGCUGGCCUUCCAGACAGUCACCGGCAAAUGCAGCGAGACCAUCUUCGAGGACAUGAGGGAGCCUCCGAAGAAGCCUCUGCACCUGAAGGGACAAAUGAAGUAUGUCCCCCAGUGGGACUCCCUCAUCUUCCUGGGGACACCAAUUAUUGAGACGGUGGAGGACAUGAUAAAGAUGGGCGUUUACGUGAACGAUCUGAACCUGCACGACUCCAGCAGAGAGCUCAUUCUGGCUGGAACACAGCAGUCGGCCGAGCUGCAGCUGGCUCUCGAUCAGGAGCAGCAAAAGUACGCCCAGCUACAAGAGAUCAUCAAGAAACUGGACGAGGAGAAGAAGAGGGGAGACUCUCUGCUCUACGCCAUGAUCCCCAAAGCUGUGGCCGACCGCCUGCGGAAGGGCAUCACAGCGCUGGAGACAUGUCAGGUGUUCCCAGACGUGACCAUCCUGUUUAGCGACGUGGUGAAGUUCAAUGAGAUCUGCAUCCACAUCACGCCCAUGCAGGUGGUGGACAUGCUCAACGAGAUCUACAUCGUCUUCGACACUCUGAGCGAGAAACACAACGUCUACAAGGUUGAGACGAUUCGUGACGCCUACAUGGUGGUGGCCGGCGUUCCCAAUAAGACCACGUUCCACGCCCACCACAUCUGUGACAUGGCCCUGGACAUGCUCAGCUCCAUCGACCACCUCAAAGACCCCUCCACCGGGGACAACAUCCAGAUCCGAGUGGGGAUCCACUCGGGGAUGGUGGUGGCCGGCGUGGUGGGACUGAAGAUGCCCCGUUACUGUCUGUUCGGAGACACAGGCAUGCAGAUCCACAUCAGCCAGACCACCAAAGACCACCUGGAGCACGAGCCCUACAUUAUCGAGGAGAGGGGCAAAAUAUUUGUCAAGGGUAAAGGUUACAUGAAGACGUACUGGCUGAAGGGGAAGAAGGACCUGUCCUUUAAGACGCCUGCAGAGCUCCGCUACAGCAGCGAGCAGAAGGAGGAGGACCUGAGCUCCACCGGCUCUACCAGCACCAAUGCCAAGCGCAUGGCCUCUAACGUUCACAUCACCAGCAGUGAGGAGCAAGCAGAAGGCAAACCCAGCCCCAGUGACCUGCCCAUGGAUGCGCUCUCGCCACCAGAGGCCGCCAACGAGCAGCGCACCGUGUCUGCUGAACCCCCGGAGAAGGGAGCCAAAAAGACUAAAAACAACAAGGGGGCCAAGCAGGAAGCACCAGAGGGCAACGCCGCCACCGAGACGACGCCCCCUGCGGACGGCCUGGAGAUUCCCGGGCCAUUAAUCAACAACAAGAGGAACAGCUUCAGGGAGUAUGCCAAGCUGCCCACAAACCUGCCCAUGCGUAGUGCCGCCUGUGUGAUUCUGUGA
Molecule: messenger RNA, 2403 nt
Organism: Boleophthalmus pectinirostris (great blue-spotted mudskipper)
Lineage: Eukaryota; Metazoa; Chordata; Actinopteri; Gobiiformes; Gobiidae
Product: soluble guanylate cyclase 88E-like
Exons: 16
Coding region: 1-2403 (800 amino acids)
Biological process (GO): nitric oxide-cGMP-mediated signaling; cGMP biosynthetic process; response to oxygen levels
Cellular component (GO): guanylate cyclase complex, soluble
Molecular function (GO): heme binding; oxygen sensor activity; guanylate cyclase activity
Source: RefSeq, a predicted model, not a curated record